GCCAGUAUGACCGUGUUGUGUAACUAUAUUCCCUACGAUUUUGAUCGGAAUAUUAAAGGAGGCUAAACAUUUCACAAAAUGCACCUGAAACCACGGAUAAAAGUAUGCCAAGCGAUUCUGGGACAUUGUCGAUCCUUUGGAACGAGUCCUCCCGCUAAUCAGUCGUUCAGGAAGUGGUACCAGCACCUGUGGACCACGGAGCGCACAAACUUGCCGCCAUACAACCAUUUCACCCAGAUUGGUGACCCUGUUCUUAGGCAACAAGCGGCUUUGGUGCCCAAGGAGCACAUGGCUAGCCCCGAGAUUAAGGCCAUCGUCGAGCGGAUGGUCAAGGUGCUAAGGAAGUUCGACUGCGUCGGCAUUGCGGCUCCUCAGAUUGGAGUAUCGCUCAGGAUCAUAGCAAUGGAGUUCAAGGGACGGAUCCGAAAGGAGCUGCCCGAGGCCGUUUACCAAGCCCGACAAAUGUCCGAGUUGCCACUGACUGUGAGACUGGGAUUUUCAUCAAUCCCGUCCUGACGGUGACCAACUACGCGAAGCUGAAGCAUCCAGAAGGAUGCAUGAGUGUGCGAGGUUACUCUGCCGAAGUGGAGCGUUUCGAAGGUGUAAAGCUAACAGGCCUUGACCAACUAGGAAACCAAAGCGAACUGGCUCUGAGUGGUUGGAAUGCCCGGAUAGCGCAGCACGAAAUGGAUCACCUGGAGGGAAAACUAUACACCGAUCACAUGGACCGCUCAACCUUUGCGUGCACCUGCUGGGAGGCGGUUAACACGAAAUCCGGACGCGUGGAGAUACCCUUCUACAAGUAGUUAAGUCGCUCGUGGAUCGUUUCACUAUUUAUGUAUGUAUAUAUACUGAUUGAAUGGAAUUCUAUCUGGCAAAUGUU
Molecule: messenger RNA, 883 nt
Organism: Drosophila melanogaster (fruit fly)
Lineage: Eukaryota; Metazoa; Arthropoda; Insecta; Diptera; Drosophilidae
Exons: 2
Coding region: 79-516 (145 amino acids)
Cellular component (GO): mitochondrion
Molecular function (GO): peptide deformylase activity
Source: RefSeq, marked reviewed